Messenger RNA from Paralichthys olivaceus (Japanese flounder), 1363 nucleotides. NCBI's taxonomy places the organism in Eukaryota, Metazoa, Chordata, Actinopteri, Pleuronectiformes, Paralichthyidae. The record is from RefSeq and is a predicted model, not a curated record.
AUGGCUGAAACGCCCUUGAGCAAGGCAGUUGAACCCCUGCCUGCUCCAGUCAACAAAAGGCUGAAGUACGUCAGCCUGGUGGUGCUCGUGUUCCAGAAUGCUUCGCUCAUCCUCAGCAUCCGAUAUGUCCGCACGCUGCCGGGCGACAGGUUCUUCACGACGUCUGCCGUGGUCAUGGCGGAGAUCCUGAAGGUCCUGACGUGUCUGCUCAUCAUCCUGCUGCAGAAGAAAUGUAACGUGAAGGAGACGGUGCUGUUCCUGCUCGACUCCAUCGUGUUUCAGUACAAGGACACUCUGAAACUGUCCGUCCCUUCGCUCAUCUACACGCUGCAGAACAACCUGCAGUAUGUCGCCAUCUCCAACCUGCCCGCCGCCUCCUUCCAGGUGACGUAUCAGCUGAAGAUCCUCACCACGGCUCUGUUCAGUGUGUUGAUGCUCAGAAAGUCUCUGUCCAGAGUCCAGUGGAUUUCUCUGCUACUGCUGUUCGCUGGAGUAGCCAUCGUACAGGUGCAGCAGGAGGGAAACAAGGAGGCGUCGGACAGCUCCAAUCAGAACUACAUGGUGGGUCUCAUCGCCGUCGUGAUCAGCUGCCUGUCGUCGGGAUUCGCUGGUGUUUACUUCGAGAAGAUCCUGAAGGGGAGCUCCGCCUCCGUCUGGGUGAGGAACGUCCAGCUGGGGAUCUUCGGCAUGGCGCUCGGCAUGCUGGGACUGUGGUGGAACGACGGCCCUGCUGUUGCCGAUCGUGGCUUCUUGUUCGGCUACACCGGGAUGGUGUGGUGCGUCAUUUUCAACCAGGCGUUCGGCGGCCUGCUGGUGGCCGUGGUGGUGAAGUACGCCGACAACAUCCUCAAGGGCUUCGCCACGUCCUUCUCCAUCAUCGUCUCCACGGUGAUGUCCAUCUACCUGUUCAGUUUCCAUGUGGACCUGCUCUUCACGGUGGGGGCGGGGCUCGUCAUUGGCGCCGUCUACAUGUACAGCCUCCCCAAAGCGCCCGGCAGCAGCUCUUCGUCGUCUUCAGUUUUGCCGAGGACAGGUGGAGGUGAUGAAUUGGAGGCGUUUCUGCCAAAGUCAGUGCUGGUGAAGUGACUCGCUCUCGCUCUCUCUCUCGCUCUUGCUCUCUCUGGGUGGCGGUGCUCACUUCCUGUCUUCUCUCGUUGGGGUCAGAGGGCAAACUGCUGAGUUUCAUCUGCUGCUGCUCUCUCUCUCUCUCUCCCCUGCUCCAAUUGUCAUCCUCACCUACCCCUGACUAACUUUGACCUUUGACCUCCUGCUCAUCUGCUCCUCCGCCGUAAUCUCUCCUAACCGCUACUCCUCUGAGAACAUGUGAUGAUGGUGGAGGAAGAGGAGGAGACGUUUUGUUUUC